GGUGACUCGGAUCCUGUACGGUGGACGGCAGCUCGUUAUAAGGAUUACAGUGUGAGGCCCCUCUUCUGCCACGCGCAGACUGUCUGUGAUAUCGACAGGAGGCCUAAAACUCUUAUCAUUUGGCCCACGCCCUGAUCGUCCUCACGCACACCUUCAUACUCUUUCCAGUCAGACAAGGCCCGCUGUUACGUCGUCACCAUGUCCGAGGUCACGCCAGAGCAGAUGGCGGUCUACACCGAGGCCCUACUCAAGCACACCAAGGUGCUCGACCAGCCCGUCACCGAGAUUGUCAUCUUCAAGCUCAAGCAGCCGCACAGCGACGAGACGACACGCGACUUUGAGACGCGCAUCCUCGCCAAUGCGGCCACUGGGGAAGGGGUCCGGCGCAUGAGCUGGGGCUACUCGCUCGACGACAGCUCUACUAUGAUCUGGCAGAUCGACUGGGCUCGCAUCCAGGACCACUGGACCUUCUGGCAGACGCCCGCUUUCCUACCCGUGAUACGGGGGAUCUCGGACCUUUUCGAGGCUGGGCGGCCCCUUGUUCGCCACUACCACUUUAAGCCAGCCGGUAUGCUCCACGAAGAAGUCCAGCUCAUCUCCGUCUGGGAUCAGGGCGCUCCGGGUCAGGCCGAGGCCGACGUCCUCGCUGGGCUCGGCCACUCGCCGGAUGGUAGCGGUGACUCAAAGUCCGCCAAGGGCGCGUACGCUGUCGACAUGCAGGGGCAAACCUGGUACUGUGCCGCCUUCGGGUUCGCGACCGAGGAAGAGGCAAGGGCCAGCAGCGUCACCCGUCGCGGCGAGUCGCAUCUCGUCAAACUCAAAGUCUUUGAUGGUGCUGUGAGUGCGUAGAGCCGAGCAGGAAGCAUCGGCAGUACAAACUUGCCUAAACUCCAUCAAUACAAAGUCCAAUAGUCGAGACCCAAGGGGUUUGCCCUUGGUGGGGGGAAGUGAGCAGAUGCUUUGCUAGGCGUGAUUUGGUCAGAUAUAAUUAUGUGACGAUGACAAAGUACGACAAAGCUGAUGUAAGUUACAGGAUUGAUUGAGCAUUGACAUGGCGGACAACGAGAUCGAGG
This is a messenger RNA of Microdochium trichocladiopsis, 1073 nucleotides long. RefSeq lists its product as uncharacterized. The transcript has a single exon. The record is from RefSeq and is a predicted model, not a curated record. NCBI's taxonomy places the organism in Eukaryota, Fungi, Ascomycota, Sordariomycetes, Xylariales, Microdochiaceae. Bases 199 to 849 code for a protein of 216 amino acids.